AUGGCAUCAUCUCUCAGAGCCAAUUGCCGCAAGGUCAUGUGUAUCGGCCGUAACUACGCGUGCGACUGUCUGCUUGUCUAUGCCAAUGCUAAUAUUCAAUUGCCACGAUACAGCGAACACAUUGCCGAGCUGAACAGCGCGACCCCCAAACAGCCCUUCUUCUUCCUGAAGCCCUCUUCCUCCAUCCUUCUCCCCGGCGACGGUCCCGUCCUCCGCCCUAAGGGUGUCAGCCUACACUAUGAAGUCGAAUUGGGUCUCGUGAUUGGCAAGACUAUUCGCGAUCUUGACCCCAAUGACGAGAAGAGCGCGUUCGAAGCCAUUGAAAGCUACAUCCUCGCUAUUGAUAUGACUGCCCGCAACGUCCAGGACGAGGCUAAGAAGAAGGGUCUUCCCUGGUCCAUUGCUAAGGGCUUUGACACUUUCCUGCCCAUCUCCGAAAUUAUCGCCAAGUCGCGCAUUCCUAACCCUCACGACGCCUUCCUCCGCUUGAAGGUUAACGGUGUCGAUCGCCAGGCUGACUCGACUAGCCUUAUGCUGCACCGCAUCGUUACACAGCUUGCUCAGAUCUCCCGUGUUAUGACUCUCGAGAAGGGUGAUAUUGUGUUGACUGGUACCCCCAAGGGUGUUGGUGAAGUCAAGGCUGGCGAUGUCAUGCGCGCAUCUAUUGAGGUUGACGGCAAGGAGGUUGAGGAGGGUCUCAUUGAAGUUGAGGUCAAGGAUCGCUCCGAGGGUCUUUAUGAGUUCAAGGAGACCUAG
Molecule: messenger RNA, 756 nt
Organism: Penicillium verhagenii
Lineage: Eukaryota; Fungi; Ascomycota; Eurotiomycetes; Eurotiales; Aspergillaceae
Product: fumarylacetoacetate hydrolase family protein
Exons: 3
Coding region: 1-756 (251 amino acids)
Cellular component (GO): mitochondrion
Molecular function (GO): acetylpyruvate hydrolase activity
Source: RefSeq, a predicted model, not a curated record